AGGGGAAGAAAUUUUUUUUUUAAAAAAGGGAAUUAUUGUUUUUUCUUAUUGCUUGUACUUCUAUUUUUCGAGAUUGAGUUGGUAUUCAGUCUACUUCUAAAUAAGUACUCCGCGUAACAAAGAUGGUGAGUGAAGUGGUUCCAAUUCCUUUAAGAGUUGAAAGCUUGGCUAAAGGUGGAAUCCAAGUCAUUCCUAAAGAGUAUGUGAGGCCACAAGAAGAGUUAAAUGGUAUAGGAAACAUCUUUGAGGAUGAGAAGAAAGAUGAAGGACCUCAAGUACCGACGAUUAAUCUAAAAGAAAUUGACUCAGAGGACAAGGAAAUUCGCGAAAAAUGCCACCAGGAGUUGAAGAAAGCAGCUGUGGAGUGGGGUGUCAUGCACCUCGUUAACCAUGGGAUAUCGGAUGAGUUAAUAGAUCGUGUCAAGGUUGCUGGAGGUACCUUUUUUGAUCUACCUGUUGAAGAGAAGGAGAAGUAUGCUAAUGAUCAAGCUUCUGGUAAUGUCCAAGGCUAUGGCAGCAAGCUAGCAAAUAGUGCUUGUGGUCAGCUUGAGUGGGAGGAUUACUUCUUUCAUUGUGUUUUCCCUGAGGACAAGCGCGACUUGGCCAUCUGGCCUAAAACCCCUGCUGACUACAUUCCAGCAACAAGUGAAUAUGCCAAGCAGAUCAGGAACCUAGCAACAAAGAUUUUUGCAGUGCUUUCGAUUGGGUUGGGAUUGGAAGAAGGAAGACUAGAAAAGGAAGUUGGAGGCAUGGAAGACCUGCUGCUUCAAAUGAAGAUUAACUACUACCCCAAAUGUCCCCAACCAGAACUAGCACUUGGCGUUGAAGCUCAUACUGAUGUGAGUGCACUGACUUUCAUCCUCCACAAUAUGGUGCCUGGCUUGCAACUCUUUUGUGAAGGGAAGUGGGUAACUGCAAAGUGUGUGCCUAAUUCCAUAAUUAUGCACAUUGGGGAUACCAUUGAAAUCCUAAGCAAUGGAAAGUACAAGAGCAUUCUUCACAGAGGGGUUGUGAACAAAGAGAAAGUAAGGAUUUCAUGGGCUAUUUUCUGUGAGCCUCCAAAGGAGAAGAUUAUGCUUAAGCCCCUACCUGAGACUGUCACCGAGGCUGAGCCAUCUCAAUUCCCACCUCGCACCUUUGCACAGCAUAUGGCACACAAGCUUUUCAAGAAGGAUGAAAACGAUGCUGCUGCUGAACAAACAGUAUUCAAGAAGGAUGAUCAGGAUUCUGCUGCUGUACACAAAGCCUCCGAAAAGGAUGAUCGCGAUAUUGUUGCGGAGCACAUAGUCCUCAAGGAGGACAAACAGGAUUCUGCUGUUGAACAGAAAGCCUUCAAGAAGGUUGAUCAGGAUGUUGUUGCUGAGCACAAAGUUCUCAAGGAGGACGAGCAGGAUGCAGUUGCUGAGCUCAAAGUUUUCAAGAAGGAUGAUCAGGAUGUUGUUACUGAGCAUAAAGUCCUCAAGGAUGUUCCUGCUAAAGAAUCUAAAUAGUUUCUCUUGGUUGUCAUACUCCGAUGGUUGUUUAUUUGUUGAUCCCCUAUUUUAUGUCCUCCGCGGUGUCUUUAUUUAAUAAGCAUAUCAACAAAAUUUCAAGCAAUAUCACCCCUUUGUAUAUGAGCAACACAACACCCUGUGGAUUCUUUAAUCAAUAAAAACACAAUUAUUUUAGCGAAAUAA
Messenger RNA from Solanum stenotomum, 1676 nucleotides. RefSeq names its product leucoanthocyanidin dioxygenase. The transcript is spliced from 2 exons. The record is from RefSeq and is a predicted model, not a curated record. The coding region runs from base 123 to 1490 and encodes 455 amino acids. Lineage: Eukaryota; Viridiplantae; Streptophyta; Magnoliopsida; Solanales; Solanaceae.